GUGAGCCUUUUGGCUUGGUGAGUACUGGCGUUGAUGUUCGUGCGUUGUGGUCGUAGUCGUCGCCGUCGUUGAAGUCGUUGUAGUUCGCUGUCGGUGUCGUUGAUAAUUUGCUGUGCUGCGCCGCUGCUGUUGUGGAUUUUGUUGGAAUUAAAAGAAAUUGUUUUUUUUUCUCGCUACAAUUUUUAUUCCGUUCGUUUCCCUUAAUUCUUCGGUAACAAUUUUCAUGGUAGCAAUUCACAGAAAAUCACAAAAAUGAAGCAAAGUUAAAAUUGAAAAUUGUGCAACACGAAAAAUUGGAAAAAUUACCUAUUGCAUAUUACACAUGUGAGCAGAGAAAUGUGAAAAAAAUGUGAGAAGAAAGAAAGAAAAAAAAAAGAAUGUGAAAAAUUAUGAGUAUUCUACGAUUAUAUGCUGCAAGAAAAUAUAUAUAUACGUAAAACCAGGAAGAGAAACGGAAAUGUGUAACUGAUCUAUGGUUUUGUGUUACGCUGCCCAUAAACGACGAUUUUACAGUGAAGAUCGCCCGAAAAGUGUAAAACCUUUAAAAUUGACUACAACCCUCCAACACGAAUCGGAUUUCACAUAAAUAUUUGCAGCAGCGUUAACACGAUAUCUCCCAUCCGUCGUCUACAUACUUACUACUAUCGUAACUACAUAUUGAACUGCUGGUUGUUUAUUGUACAGCUCUAUUCAGCUAUUCCUGAAGCAUCGAUUCCAAAGUAAUCUUUUUCGCCAACAAAUUGCUAUCGUAAACUUCAAAUUGGCGUCUGGAGUGUGGUUUUUGGGUAUUUUUAAAAUCAUCAUAAUUUCGCACAAGAUCCGGUGAUGUGGGACAACCCCCGCAACGGGAAAUGCAACAAACCCAACGUUAUAUACCGUCUGUAUCUGAUUUAUAUGGGACGGACGAGAUAGAACUCCUACUGGACGAAAUACGCGAAUUAGAACCGGUCUGCUGUCAGCUGGACGAUGAACAGGAUUUUGAAAUAGCUGGCAGCAGAGCCGGUGAGCUGUCACUAUCCUUAGAAUCGCCGCUGGGCACGUGCACGUCGUGGGACUCGCACGCCAAUUAUAAACAGCGCAGCGGCCAAACGCCACUGCCAUGGGGUGUCGCCCUACACUGUGAUCCGCAACACUUGAAAACGCCUACAGGGAUUGUGCGAAUUCUUUUGGUGUUAUCGUCAGCCGCUUGUCUGGCCUGCGAAUGUUCCGCCGGCACAGUACAAGUAGGCCUCUUUUUACUGCCACUCAUCGGACGCUUGAGAUUAAUGGUCUUCUGUGCGAUCUUCUCCUUACUAAUCACCUGUCUAAUGUUAUUUCUAGACAUUUCACAUAUAGCACUCAUGUUCCCCUUCAAUUGGACUAAAGUUAAUACAUGGAUGUACCUGAGCAUUGGUUUGAUAUUAAUUUUGAGCUCGACGCUGGUUAUGCAUAUGGUGCUUUACGCUGAAGAGUACAUUGCAGUCAACAAGCACACCAAGGAUACACUUUUUACUUCAGCGUUUAUCGGUUACAUUUGCGCCAUUGAAUCGUUUAUUCUGGCUGGUAUUGCUUCAUGGCCAUGGACGCAAUAUUAUCGUCAGGUGCCCGAUGAUGGCAGCGAAAUGUAUAUCGAAGAUCGUGAAAUGACACCAAUGAGUCCAAUCGAGAGUACUGAUGUGCCGAAUACACACCAUCAAACACAACAUAACAAUCGAAAUAAUAGCACUGCACACAGCGAAUCAAAUCACAAUAAUCAGCAACAGCAACAACAACAACAACAAUACAAUCGAAUAUCAUCGUCGUCGUCCUAUAAUCAAAAGCCUUAUAUACCUGCCAAACGACCCAAUGAAUUGAUUAACCAAAGACCAACUCUGGGUCACACCCAAACAACCAGGAAACCAAAUACUCGUUACCGUGAAGGCUAUCAUUAUCAACCAGUUGCGUCAACGUCCCGCCAGAGCCCCACAUUCGUCAUAGGCGAUGACAUUGGGGCCGGUCCAUCCACAUCCCGAUCCAAUGAUAAUUCUAGUGCGUGAUAGUUUUUAUUCCUCAUAAUAAUGUAAUAAAUUUAAAAUAUAUUGCAAAAAAAAAAUUAUUAUAAUAAAAAAAAUUUGCAAAAAGACAACAAAGUAACAAACUGAAGCGUACACAAUAAGCCAUUGUCAUUGAAUGAAAAUUCGAAAAAAAAACAUAAUAAUUAUUAUAAUACGAGUAACAAUUGAAAGAGAGGGGGAGAAGUAAGUAAGCAAAAACAGAAAUAAAUAAUUAAUUAAUUGUAAAAUAUAUAUCUGCGGGUAUGAAAAAAAUUAAUCAGCUGAAUUUUGAUUCGGCAACGAAUACUAAAGAAACAAAAAAAAACUAUUAUAAUAAAAAAUUUAAACAAAAUGCAUUUGGUAA
This is a messenger RNA of Anastrepha ludens (Mexican fruit fly), 2376 nucleotides long. RefSeq lists its product as uncharacterized. The transcript has 6 exons. NCBI's taxonomy places the organism in Eukaryota, Metazoa, Arthropoda, Insecta, Diptera, Tephritidae. The coding region runs from base 852 to 2015 and encodes 387 amino acids. The record is from RefSeq and is a predicted model, not a curated record.